AUGGCAGUUUUCUCGCAAGACGUGAGCGCCGCCGUACAGAGCUUCCGCUCUCGCCCACCGAUUCUGCUGAGAACCCGCUCCUCAAACUGGUUCAUCACCCUCGCAGUUUGCUUCGCAGUCUUUACCGAUGUCUUCCUCUACGCCGUCAUCGUCCCGGUCAUUCCCUUCGCGCUCGAAUCCCGCGUUGGCCUCGCGGCCUCGGAAGUUCAGCACUGGGUCUCUAUCCUCCUCGCCGUCUACGGCGCCGCUCUGUUAGUCGCAGCGCCCAUCUUUGGCGUCCUGGCCGAUCGGAUCAGGUCCCGCCAGGCGCCGCUUUUGGCCGGCCUUGUGGUCUUGCUCGGAGCGACGGUGAUGUUCUGCUUCGGGAAGUCGCUCACUGUUUUGGUGGUGGCGAGAGUGUUGCAGGGUGCUUCGGCUGGUGUGGUAUGGGUGGUGGCGUUGGCGUUGUUGAGUGAUACGGUGGGCAAAGAGGCAUCAGGACAGGCAAUGGGGUUUGUUGCGGCGAGUUAUUCUGCGGGUACCAUUCUGGCGCCGUUCUUAGGUGGGAUAGUCUAUAGAGAGGGAGGGUAUUUUGAGGUCUUUGGGAUGUGUUUCGGGGUGGUCGGGACGGACAUAGUGCUGAGGUUGGCGAUUAUCGAGAAGCAUAGAGCGAGGAAGUGGCAGGAUGGGGUAGUGGAGGGCGGACCGGGUUUUGAGCUGGCGGAGGAUACAAACACGACGGCAAGGGUUCCCGAUGAUCAGGGUAAGAGGGCCGAUGAGAUGACAGUAGCUCCCACAGUUGCAUCGAGGAAAGGGCAACCCACCUUCGUGGUACUUAUCAAGUCACGGCGUCUGCAGGCGGCCUGGGUUGGCACUCUGGUGGUUUCGAUGACAAUGACUGGACUGGAUGCGACACUGCCGCUAUUCGUCAACCGUAUGUUUGGUUGGGACUCUCUCGGCGCCGGCUUGAUAUUCAUCGCCUUGCUCAUACCACAUAUGUUUGGACCCAUCAUUGGCAGAACGGUCGACAAGAUAGGACCUCGCUGGAUCGCAACUUUCGGCGCGAUUCUGCUGCUACCAUUCUGGGUGCUUUUCAGGUUGGUUGAUCACAAUAGUAUACGACAAAUUGUCCUCAUGGUAGUGCUGCUGCUUGGAAUUGGAGUCGCGACAGCCUUACUGGUCACGUCACUGAUGUCCGAAUUCAGCAAGGUGUGCGACAGUAAGGAAAAGAAGGACGCGAACAUCUUCCGUGGCAGAAGCGCCUACUCCACGUCGUACGGCAUCUUCAACAUCAGCUGGGCGGCAGGCGCCCUCCUGGGCCCACUUAUGGCCGCCGGCAUAGAGCGCUCAGCGGGAUGGAAGACCAUGACCUGGUGUUUCGGACUGACAGCCGCGGCCUGCUUGCCAUUUGUUGUGCUUUUCACAGGAGGACUGAUAACGACGCGUCGGAAAGCGGAUCCCACGCCCUCGAGCAACAACGCGGUUGUAGUAUGA
Cyphellophora attinorum is the source of this 1473-nucleotide messenger RNA. RefSeq names its product putative MFS-type transporter. Gene Ontology annotation, molecular function: transmembrane transporter activity. Lineage: Eukaryota; Fungi; Ascomycota; Eurotiomycetes; Chaetothyriales; Cyphellophoraceae. The record is from RefSeq and is a predicted model, not a curated record. Bases 1 to 1473 code for a protein of 490 amino acids. Gene Ontology annotation, biological process: transmembrane transport. The transcript has 2 exons.